Arabidopsis arenosa is the source of this 641-nucleotide messenger RNA. NCBI's taxonomy places the organism in Eukaryota, Viridiplantae, Streptophyta, Magnoliopsida, Brassicales, Brassicaceae. The record is from the annotation of a GenBank genome assembly.
GAGAAAAGAGAUUGAAGAAGUCAUGGAUGUUUCAGGAAGCUUGAAUUGCGUUGUUGUGGCUGUAGAUGGAAGCGAGGUGAGUAUGGAAGCUCUGAGGUGGGCUCUAGACAACCUCAAGCUCUCAUCGUCUUCUUCCGAUUCAUCAUUCGUCGUGCUCCACGUCCAGCCGUCGCCUUCUGUCGCCGCCGGCGUGAGUCCAGGCACCAUACCUUUCGGUGGUCCCAGUGGUCUUGAGGUUCCUGCUUUCACUGCUGCAAUCGAGCAACACCAGAAGAGGAUCACCGAUACCAUCCUCGAACACGCUAAUCAGAUUUGUGCUGAAAAAUCUGUGAAUGUGAAAACACAAGUGGUUAUUGGGGAUCCCAAGUAUAAAAUCUGCGAAGCUGUAGAGAAUUUGCAUGCUGAUCUGCUUGUCAUGGGUUCCCGGGCUUAUGGCCGUAUUAAGAGGUAUCAAUCUCUUCUUCCACUCUAGUAUCUUGCUAUGUUGAUACACUGAUGAAAACUAUAAAUCAAAUUCCAAGCGUUUGGUCUUGGUUGCUAUGCUGGACUAGUUGUUCCAUACUGACUUCUGAGUAUCUGACUAUUGGUUUUCAUGCUCAUUAGCAUCUUUGCCUGUCCAUGAAUGAACUAGAAUCUGUGUA